AUGAGCCGCGCGGAGCAUCGCAAGAUUGGGCACCUUCCCACGCCGGGAGGCGCCCACGAAGCAGCGCAUGGCGCAUCACAGUCGCCGCCGAAGAGUGCGGAACGCUCGCUGCGCUUGACACCGCUUGUAUCGCGCACAUGGGACGCGACAUUGGACGAGUCUCCACUUACAGGCAGCGGACUGCGCGACUUGGCGAUGCCGGCGCACUUGAAGGCAUCGCCGAUACAUACGCGCCCUACGCGUGCAUCGUCUAUAGGGCAGAGCAUGCAUGAAAUUGUCGAGCAGGAUGAGGACGAGGAGAAUUUCGAUUAUGCGUCGGGCAGCACACAAGAGGACUCGGACCAAGACAGCGUUGCGUCUGAGAAGGCCGUUGAACAUGCACCGCCGCCCACGUCGACGCCUGCACGUCCACGAUCCACUCCGCACCGCACUUCUCCCUCACAGGCCCCGUCGUAUUACGAAGAGAUUGACUUUGACAAAAUUACCGAUCCGUUUACCGAUACGCGGCGCGCGUAUAUGCGUGGAAGUACGCAGACACCAGCACCGGAGCGCACCAUUGCACCCCCAUUAAUCUCACGUGUACCUGCACCGAAACGCGUUUUCCCGCAUGCGCCGUCGCCAUACCGGACAAGCCGUGCAUCGCUCGCAUCCACACAUAGUCCCGACGUACGUGCCGAGCUUGACCAGGGCCUCUUGCCCAGUAUACCACGCGCGGCAGCAUCGGAGCACGAGGUGUUGCAGUCUGCCCCCAUGCCGAGUUCGCACAGUGCAUCGAGUCCCCACAAGAGCAUACGCGCCACGUUGAGCCCCUACAAAAGCCCACGCGCCGCUCCGAGUCCCUCCAAAAGCAUACGCGCCGCUCCGAGUCCCCACAAGAGCCCACGCACCGCUCCGAGCCCCUCCAAAAGCAUACGCGCCGCUCCGAGUCCCCACAAGAGCCCACCGCGCACAAACACUGCAACGCCUCGUGUGCCGACGCCGCGCCUAGCCCCUGCCCCCACCCCCACGCCUCGAGCAGCACCAGAGCCCAUGAUAAAACGCGCGCCAAUUGCCCGGCGAUCCAGCGUUGCAGUGCAGUCGCGAUCCAACCGCCUCCUAACUGCCGAGCUCCUGAAAUGGAAAGCGCGGUACGCCGAGCUGGAAGAAGAAAUGGUUGAACUGCAGGCCAAGCUUGAAGACAUGCACUACAGCGCAGAUGCGUCAGAGUAUACAGAGCUUGAGGCUGAAGUACGGGCGCUGCGGCAAGGCCGCGAAAGCGACCGUCGCGCUAUGCGGCAGCGAGUCCGCGCAUUGGAAACCCACAUUAAUGACGUCAAAGUCGAGUACGAUGCGCGGCACUGGCGCCUCUUGACCGAUACGCCAGAUCGGAUUGCGGACCUUGAUGCUGCACCAGUACAGCUCAUCAUCCAGCAGAACCGCAUUAUACAGCUCGAGAGCGAAAAAGCAGCGGUGAAGCGUACCUUGGAGGAAACGCGCGAGCAGGCAGCCUUUUUGCUCGGAUUGUACAAGUGGCGCGCGGAGCAGGCGCGUGGAAGUGCGAGCCGCGUAACAGCGGCAGAUACACAAGUUAUGCACACGCACAUGGCUGAGAUGGAACACAAGCUUGCACAAGAAGUCGAGGCGCGCCGCGCGGCAGAACGCGCGCUGGCCGAACAUGCCGGCGCUGCGGCGGCAGAAGCGCUGCUCGACGGGCCGAGUCGUUCUAUGGAGUCACGUCCUACUCCAAAACCCCGUGUACGUGUAACUACCUACUUACCCCAGGGACGUCCACGCAAACGGCCCGAAGAGCGUUCGAGCUCGCCGCUGCCCGUGCCUACGCUGGAGGCGUUUGGCAUCAAUGCGGAAGAGACACGCGACCACACAACCCCGCCGCACGAAGCGCCGCUUGUGCCGGGAGCGACACCGAUGCUUCACCGCACAGGUGCACCUACGGAAGCUGUGCUCGAUGCGGAAGCGACGCCUGUGCUCGGCGGGCCAAGCGAUGCUUCGCCCGGCGUGCGAAAAAAAAAACGCAAGCUACUCAAUGCGGGGCCAGGUUUUUUCAGGCUGAACGAGGCGGCGGAUACGCUUUCCCCUGGCCUCGACUUGCCCACGGAACUCUCUCCGCUCAAGCUCAAGUAG
Messenger RNA from Malassezia vespertilionis, 2121 nucleotides. RefSeq lists its product as uncharacterized. Bases 1 to 2121 code for a protein of 706 amino acids. The transcript has a single exon. The record is from RefSeq and is a predicted model, not a curated record. NCBI's taxonomy places the organism in Eukaryota, Fungi, Basidiomycota, Malasseziomycetes, Malasseziales, Malasseziaceae.